AUGGAGAAGAAGUCGAAAAGGUCGUCUUCGGUCUCGCCUCCGCCACCCAAACGGAGGAAGUCCGUAGGUGCCACCAAACGUAGCGGUCUGUCCACAGACGUCCAGGUGGGCCAUCUCACCGUAUACUCCUGGAACAUUAAUGGCAUAGGACCAUUCGUUCAACGACCCAUUACGUCGUUUUGCAAGCCAUCACCAGGCAGCAGCACCCCGCCAGCUCAGGAAGCCUCAUCUCUGCGAGAUGUCCUCAGACGCCAGGAUUGGCCGUCCAUUCUCUGCCUUCAGGAAGUCAAAAUCCGCGAGGACGACGAGUCCACGAAAACUACAGUAGAAAGGUCGGUGAUGUCGGCCGAUGGCAAUGCGGAACCUUCGUAUAAGACAUUCUUCUGUCUGCCUUGCGACAAAUACAAUGCGCGCGGGUUCGGCCGUAAAAUUUAUGGCGUUUGCACUCUCAUCCGGACCGACUUCUUCGAUAAAGUAGUGAACAACGUACGGACGGUGGACUGGGACGCAGAAGGGCGUUUUCUCGUCUGCGAGACAAGAGUCUCCGGUAUGAUGCCUCGUUUAGCGAUCAUCAAUGUCUACGCGGUGAGUACUGCUCUAACAUCAUUUUGCCAGCCAGAUAGCGUAGCUAACGAUGGCUAUAGGUCAACGGAACUGAGGUAGCGUGACGUCGAACUGAGGAGGGUCCAGUAGCUGAUCGAACUUGUGGCAGGCACCGUACAAAGACCCUCAAACAGGCGAGCCGGCUGGAACCAGGCACGACAGGAAGCUUCAGGUCCAUAAGCGAUUGCAAACGGAAUGCCGAGCACUGGAGGAGAAAGGUUUCGCAUGUAUCGUGGCCGGUGAUCUCAACAUCGCACGAAAACCUAUCGACGGGCAUCCCAAUUUGCGGACAUUUCCGAAGCGACACUGCCUAAAUCGUGCGGACUUCGAGGCCAGAUUCUUCAGAAACUCUCAGCAAGGAGGAACGGCGGCCGCGGCAGAUGACCAAGCGUUAGAUUUCAUCGACACUUUCCGCCAGGUGCACGGCGAAAGUCGACCGGGCUACACCUACUAUCCGCGAGGCAAGCCGUUCGGAAGCAGUUGCGAUCGCGUUGAUAUGAUACUCAUAUCACAAUCUUUGAAAGCAUCUCUCCAAGCAGCCGGUAUUUGUGAGACGCCAGCAGAUCGUAGCUCAUCGGAUCACGUUCCGCUCUGGUGCACACUGGGCUUCGAAGGAGAAUGA
Molecule: messenger RNA, 1225 nt
Organism: Lecanosticta acicola
Lineage: Eukaryota; Fungi; Ascomycota; Dothideomycetes; Mycosphaerellales; Mycosphaerellaceae
Source: the annotation of a GenBank genome assembly